Racocetra persica is the source of this 710-nucleotide messenger RNA. The record is from the annotation of a GenBank genome assembly. NCBI's taxonomy places the organism in Eukaryota, Fungi, Glomeromycota, Glomeromycetes, Diversisporales, Gigasporaceae.
AUGCUGGAAUGCAGACUUGUGGUCGCUAUCCUGGAUCAGCCGGCCACGAAACAACAGAUGCGGAAACAUUCGUAGAAUGGGGUGUUGACUAUUUAAAGUAUGAUAAUUGUAACAAUGACGGAAGUCCUGAACAAGAACCAACUAAAAACAAUAAAACUCAAAUUUUCUAUAGUAUCUGUGAAUGGGGGAGAAGUAAGCCUUGGUUGUGGGGACCUGGUGUCGGUAAUAGUUGGAGAACUACUGACGAUAUUAAAGCGCCUAGGAGAUCACCAUCCUGGCAACGAAUCUUAUCGAUAAUAGAUACGCAAGCAAACAUUACUCAAUAUGGAGGACCAGGAGGUUGGAAUGAUCCUGAUAUGCUUGUAGUGGGCUUUGAUACGAUAACUUUCGAUGAACAAGUAACCCAUUAUGCACUUUGGGCUGCUAUGAAGGCUCCUUUAAUACUCGGAUAUCCUCUUGGAAAGUCUGUAUGUCUAGUUUACAACGGAACUAAUAACGAGAGUUCUUUUAAUAUUUGGACCGGUUCACUUAGUGAUGGAUAUGUUGCAAGUAAUAUUAUGAUUCGGGAUCUUGUGAAACAAACGAAUAUUAGAAAUUGUACUACUGAUAGUUAUACUGCUGAAAAUAUUCCAAGUCAUGGUAUAGCAUUUUUAAAACUUAUCGGUGGAAAUGUUGUUAAUGACACUUCUCCAUGCCUUUAUGAUCAAUAA